Molecule: messenger RNA, 3092 nt
Organism: Tupaia belangeri chinensis (Chinese tree shrew)
Lineage: Eukaryota; Metazoa; Chordata; Mammalia; Scandentia; Tupaiidae
Gene: CATSPERE
Product: catsper channel auxiliary subunit epsilon
Exons: 22
Coding region: 52-2907 (951 amino acids)
Biological process (GO): sperm capacitation; flagellated sperm motility
Cellular component (GO): sperm principal piece; CatSper complex
Source: RefSeq, a predicted model, not a curated record
CGAGGCCGGGCCAGGAGCGGUUGCAGCGGUUGGGGGGACUCGGCCGGCGCCAUGUCAGCCGGGGGCGUUGCGGCGCUGCUGUGCUGGCUGAGCUGUUGUACCUCGGCCUUGUGGAGGUAUUACUGUUACAGUCCAAACUAUCUCAUUUUUUCUACAAGAAGUACUAUUAUAUUAGAGUAUGAAGGAACAUCAUUUUCUGAGUGGAAGGUGCCAGAAACUUGUUCUAUUGAAGAUAAAAGAUCACCCAGAACACAAUUGCGAUGUCAUUCUCCUGGUUUUCAGCUUAUAAAACCAAUUGUUACAGGCCCAGAUGAAGAAGAACGCUAUCUGUCUGUGGAAGACUCUCCUAUUUGCUUUCUGUGGUAUUUUAGAGUUAUAAAUUUCACUCACAAUUUGACCCAGAGUCUCAUUUUAUGGGUAUAUGAUCCAGAGAAUGCAGAUUCUUCAGAGUUAGCACGGACAGCCAAAGUACCUUCUCUAAAUUCCAUGGUACUAACCAAGAUGUUGGCUGCUUUAGGACAGGCGCCCUUCAUAAAAACACUUCUGAAGCAAAAAACUUAUUUUCCGACUGAUGACAUAGUACAAGGGACCUGGCGUAUCACGAUACCAAUGGCGGCCACUGAUGCACUAAAGAUGAUUGUAGACAACCACAUAAUUUUUCAAGAUUGUUUUGUUGCAGAGUUACAUUUUCUUCUGACUGCUCCUUUGUUGAGACUUCCUGAAACUCCUCAUUUUUUACCGAUCACUUCACCACCUGGUAGUCCAUUAAUUUCUUCUUGGUUUCCUUGUUUGCCUUCAGUUGUUGUGGUGGUAAGUGAUCAGGAGACCUUUCAAACAAAUGAUUCAUUCCAUACUUUGAUCAGAGUCAGAGUGCCUCCAAACAUUCUGAGUGAUGAUGAAAGACAUAGUGUGUCUGAUGUGACUAUAACAACAUCAGGAAUAUUUUUUCUAAUACGUGGUGUUCUUUACAUGAAAACUGCUUUUACGUUUGUAAGACUAGGAAGAAAAAAUAAUCUUCCAGAUGGUGGACUUACUGGCAUUUCAGCAAGAAAAUGGUGUUCGGGUGAAUAUUUAUUCAAGUCUAAAGGAAAAAGAAGCUGGAUGGCAACCUGGACACAACAUGAAGUCUACCUUGCAUAUGGUUCUCUUCGAUUUUUAAAAGUAGCGACUACUGCAAAAUUGAAAACUCUUCUAAAGCUAUCACCAACUGCCACUCUGACAAUUCACCAUGUCGAAUAUACAGCGCACCCUCUGGAAAUUGGCCUGUUAUUAUAUUAUUGCAGUACAUGCACUGCUACUAAAAAUGUUUACAUAGUGAUAUACAAUGAAGAUACAAAACAGUUUGUGUGCCAAGACUUUACAAUAGAAAUCCCUAUGGACAAUUUUUUUACUCCAUAUUUUAUAUUUUCAUCAAUGCCAGAUGUAAUUUUGCACGACAAACAUAGGAUCCACUAUUGCUAUCAAAAUUUCACCAUUACUGGAAUUUUGGAAACACCUACAGGAAAUGGAAAUCUAUCAACAUUAUCCCAUGACAGCGUUAUUCAAGAGGUUUAUUUAGAUUAUUUUGGGAAUGUUUUGAUAAAAAUGGAAAAUAAUAUCAUCUUUUACUCCAAGACUAAUAUUAGAGAUGCAGUGAAGCUACACUUGUGGGCAAAUGACAGAACAAAAAUGUCCAUUUUCAUGAGUGCAUCUGGUGAAAUAAUUUUGGUAUAUCUUCUUGACAAUGGCAAAUUACAAGCACAGUCAUAUCCCUUAAAACUGGAAAUACAAAGUAUAACUUUUAAAUCACAGGACAAAUGCCCAUACGCAGCAUUUUCUAAUAAUGUUUUCAAUACGUUUUACAUUUUGGACAAGGGAGAAAACCUGACAUUAUGGGCUGAAAUAGUAUAUCCAGAAAAUUUUGGUCUCUUUGUUAUGGUGGAUGCCUAUGGCCCAAAAAUAUUAGAACAGAAAAGAGAGAUUGCUUAUGAAAUUGCUUCAGGAUAUUGCACUAAAACUAUGACAAUAACGUUUUAUCAAAGUAUAAAUUAUGAGGCAGUAAAUGAUUACUUCAAAUUGCAAGACCAGAACACAGGAACUCUGCUUGUUGAUUUUCAACCUAGUCAAUUUUCCAAAACAUGUGCAGUAGUCAAAAAGGUGUUCCAAGUAGCUGUUGGCUGUGACCGCGGAAAAUUCAUUGCAGUAAAAGGAUUUAAUAACAAAGAUUGUCUUCACCAUGAUUUUUCUUACGUGAUUGAAAAGUCAUAUCUGAGGGAUCGACCAUCUGAAAACUUGAAAGUAAGAUUUGACUGGAAAAAAUAUGGCUGCCCUUUGAAACUUGAUUCCAAAGAAAAAUUUCAACCUUCAAUUCAAUUGUUCAAUGCUAAUGGUUUUAUUGAAGAUGUUAAAGCAAAUUUCAUAGUGUGGGAAAUACAUGGUAGGGACGACUACAGCUUUAAUAAUACUAUGAAGCAGAGUGGUUGCGCACAUGAAGCACAGACUUGGAAGUCAAUGAUUGCACUUAACAAGCACCUCCCAUUAGAUGAUGUUUGGGGACCUGAGAACUAUAGGCACUGUUUUUCUUAUGCUAUUGGAAAACCAGGAGACUUAAAUCAACCAUAUGAGAUUAUCAACAGUUCAAAUGGUAACCAUAUAUAUUGGCCCAUGGGCCAUUCUGGGAUGUAUGUGUUUCGUGUGAAGAUCCUGGAUCCAAACUAUAGUUACUGUAACCUAACGGCUAUAUUUGCAGUAGAGACUACUGGAGUGAUUCCAAGACCAAAUGCCUACCUGGUAGCUUCUUUGCUCUUUGUCCUGAUGCUGUUGUUCCUCAGUAUUCUAGUUUUGAGCUACUUCCACUAUAUGACUAUUUACAGACAAAAUAUUUAUGAACCACUACACAAACUACAAAGCAAACAAAAGAAAAAUUAGGAAAACCAAGUCUUUUACUACGGAUAUAUGUAUGUAGAGGGAGUGUGCAUAUAUGCUUAUAUUGACAGUGUGUGUUUGAUCAAGAAAUACUAAAUGUAAGUUCAAAGUGUCAUCAGAUUCAAGAGCAAAAAAUGUUCUUAAAUUAUCCCAAAACAGAAAUAAUUGCAUGUAUAUACAUAUAUAUA